Gymnodraco acuticeps is the source of this 1439-nucleotide messenger RNA. It is a transcript of the gene scd, whose product is annotated as stearoyl-CoA desaturase (delta-9-desaturase). The coding region runs from base 201 to 1208 and encodes 335 amino acids. The transcript is spliced from 6 exons. NCBI's taxonomy places the organism in Eukaryota, Metazoa, Chordata, Actinopteri, Perciformes, Bathydraconidae. Gene Ontology annotation, cellular component: endoplasmic reticulum membrane. The record is from RefSeq and is a predicted model, not a curated record. Gene Ontology annotation, biological process: response to fatty acid; unsaturated fatty acid biosynthetic process. Gene Ontology annotation, molecular function: stearoyl-CoA 9-desaturase activity; palmitoyl-CoA 9-desaturase activity; iron ion binding.
AGUUUGAGGCGGCAUCCGAGCGCUGAUUGGCCAGUCGCACCUCGAACUCCAGCUCUUAUUGAUUCGUUUGCUGCGGAGCUAACGUUCACUCUCCCUUUCUGGGUUACUGUAGUUAUAUCAGCUACAUCUCCCAAACACAACCGCAGCCUCUUUUUCUACUCUUCUUCUUCUAUUUUGAACAACACCAAAACGCAGACACAAUGACGGAGGCGGAGGCGUUGGAGAAGAAACAGCAGCAGCACAAGGCGAGCAACGGAAAUGUUCUUCCAGAGGCCCCCAGAGAAGACAUGUUUGAUCACACAUACAAAGAGAAAGAAGGCCCCAAACCUCCCUCGGUCAUCGUAUGGAAAAAUGUCUUUAUGAUGACUCUGUUGCAUAUAGGAGCCGUGUACGGCAUGUGCCUCGUCCCCUCAGCAUCUACUUUGACCUUGCUUUGGUCCCUAUUUUGUUUUGUGAUAAGUGCUUUAGGGGUUACUGCAGGAGCUCAUCGCCUCUGGAGUCACAGAUCCUACAAGGCCUCAUUACCUCUAAAGAUCUUUCUUGGUGUUGCGAACUCAAUGGCAUUUCAGAAUGAUAUCUAUGAGUGGGCUCGAGACCACAGGGUUCACCACAAAUAUUCCGAGACGGAUGCUGACCCUCACAACGCCGUCCGGGGGUUCUUCUUCUCUCACAUUGGCUGGCUGAUGGUCCGCAAACACCCUGAUGUCAUCGAGAAGGGACGCAAGCUGGAAGUCCAUGACCUGUUGGCCGACAAAGUUGUAAUGUUUCAAAAGAAGUAUUACAAGGCUUCUGUGCUGCUCAUGUGCUUCUUCGUCCCCAUGUUUGUGCCUUGGUACCUGUGGGGGGAGUCUCUGUGGGUGGCCUACUUCGUCCCCGCUCUUCUGAGGUACACCUUGGUCCUGAACGCCACCUGGCUGGUGAACAGCGCGGCUCACAUGUGGGGAAACAGGCCCUAUGAUCACCACAUCAACCCCAGGGAGAACAAGUUUGUUGCGUUCAGUGCCCUAGGUGAGGGAUUCCACAACUACCACCACACGUUCCCCUUUGACUAUGCAACCAGUGAGUUUGGCAUCAAAUGGAACAUUACCACUGGUUUCAUCAACACCAUGUGCUUCUUGGGCCUGGCCAAAGACCGCAAGAGGGUGUCCCACGAAGUGGUGGCGUCCCGGAUACAGCGCACCGGAGACGGAAGCCCCCGGAGUGGCUAGGAUCGUCGAGUCAGCUUCGAAGGCAGAACAACCGAAAAGAAGAAGAAGAAGAAGAAGAAGAAGAAGAAGAAGCUUCACAGUCCUUUGACAGCUAUACAUUUCUCAUCCUUUGAGGAUAAUAGGUCAUCGUCAUGAGGGCCCUGACCAGAUUUUGCUUGUUUUUGUGGUUUUUGUAGCUGUAACUUAACAAAUUGUUCAAGAUGGAUAAAAAAAAAAAACACCUUUCGCUAA